Cygnus atratus (black swan) is the source of this 2506-nucleotide messenger RNA. It is a transcript of the gene IQCG, whose product is annotated as IQ motif containing G. Gene Ontology annotation, cellular component: sperm flagellum; cytoplasm. NCBI's taxonomy places the organism in Eukaryota, Metazoa, Chordata, Aves, Anseriformes, Anatidae. The record is from RefSeq and is a predicted model, not a curated record. Gene Ontology annotation, biological process: sperm axoneme assembly; cilium organization. Gene Ontology annotation, molecular function: protein binding.
AACAACACAUACACGCCGUCAGCCUCCCCCGGCCGCCACCUCCGCCCCGCCGAGCGAGCGGGGCCCGCCGCAGCCUCCCGGGGCCAGCCCCUGCCUCACGGCGGGGGGACCCCUCCGCCGCCUCCCGGCACCGGCCGCUCCAGGCCUCAGGCGGCGGCCGGCACCAUCCGCCGCGCAUCGGCGCCAUCCCGCCCGCUCCUUCUCCCGCACGGCGCCAGACAGAACGCCCCGGGGGCCCCGCGCCCGCCGGCAACCCCAUGGCGGGGGCAGCCCCUCCCGUCCCCGUCCCGGCGCCGCCGCGGCCCGGCUCACCCCUAUGGCUGCGCACCAAGAUGGCGGCGAAAGGGAGAGCCCGCGCGCUGCCUGCCGGGAUACGCACCGCGAAGGCCCCCGCCGGCGGGCGGCCCCAAUAGGAUUAGCGGAGGGGCGUCGCCAUCCCCGCCGUGCAGGCACUCCCGCGGGCAGCCCCGCAAGGCCCCCGGAGGCGGGCGGUUGCCAUGGAGACGGGGCCGCGGGGCCCGCAAGAACACAGAGACUAAAGAGAUGGAAAAAUUCACUCGGCUGGAAGCUCUGCUGUUUACUGCUGUGCUGGAGAAUUGCAUUGAUCAGCUCUUAAUCCUUGGAUAUAUCAUGCCGGUUUCAUGCGAGGGCAAGACAGACAUCAACUGUAUUGAGAGCCAGGAAAUGCAAGAAAUCAGAGACAACAAGAAGGAGCUGGACACUGACCAUCAAGAGCUUAUGUCUGCAAGGCAAGGGGGUGGGGAAACAGUUACCUCCAAGCCUCUGAAAAGCACUGAACGCACGCAGCAGCUGGGAAGUUCUGAGGAUCUGAAAAGAGCCCAUCAUCUUUCCAACAAGGCCAUGAAACACAGUGCUCUGCCUGCAGAUACUCUCAGAAAAAUUCAGGCUGACAGGCAGUAUGCAAGUGAUGUAAUUACUGCAACUAUGAAAGAGAUGCAGGAAUCAGGAACAUUUAACAGCCUAAUGGAAGCUAAUGGGAGAGAGAAUGCAAAGAAGAGCAAGUUUCAUGACAUCCUCAUCAGGGAGGAGGAAGGAAAGAAGGAGAUAAAAUCUCUCCAGAAACAGCUGCAAGAUGUCAAGAAAGAAACUGAAAUGGAACUUCAGAACCGAGAUAAUAUGAUUGUCUACCUCAAAGAUGAGUUCCAAAAGAUGAAAGCCAAAACAGACGUGGAGAAACGCUACAUAAAAAAAAGCACAGACCUCCAGGUCCACCAAACCCAGAAGAAGUGCAGCAAUGCAGAGAAUGGACUGAACAAGGAAAUUGAGGACUUGAAGAGGAAAACUGAUGAGGAGAUUCGAGUCCACAUGGAGAUUGAAAAUUUCCUCAGGCAGUACUAUAAGAAGGUGGAAGAGAAGCUGGAAUACUGGGUGGACAAGUAUGAAUGUGACACAGACGCUAAAGACAAAGAACUUGAAGCCCUAAAAGAAUCAAAGGCAAACAACUUGGAAAUGCUGCAGAGAUUUGCCAGUGAGUGCCAGAUGUUUGAGGAAACCAUCAUCGCUGAUCGGGCAGAAAAGGAGGCUAAAAGAAGACAACUAGAGCGGGAUGCCCUGGAACUGAAGAGCAUCCUGAAGCUGCAGGCCUGGUGGAGAGGUACAAUGGUCCGCAGAAACCUUGGACCCUACCAGAACCUCAGGAAGAGUCGAGAGAAGCAGCUGUUGAAGGAGACAAACAAAAAGGAUAAACCUGGAGCAAAGAAAAAGAAACGCUAAGUAAGAAACCCAGCCACAGAUGCGCUCCGGGGCUGCUGCUGGGCAGGGCUCUGCUCUCUGUGUGUCCAUCAGGACAAAAUAAACCACGUAAUAGACCUUGGGCUAUUCUGGAGAACGUAGUUCGUGACACACAGUUAAGGUGAAGAUCCAGUGACUUGAAGCUGUCUUUGUACAGCAGAGACACUGCUUCCCCAGUAGCAGCUCUAUGGAAACAUUAAAACUAGCGGGAUGUAAUGCUAUGAACAGCUCAGUGACUCACCAGAUGAGGUGCUCUGCACGGAGAACCUCCUUUGCAGCCCCCCACAGCACUGGCCAUGGAAGCGAUGGUGUUUGCUGUGGCUCCGGCGGCUCUGAGCGAGGCAGGGAGGCCAUCACCCACAUCUGGGCUCAAGCAGCGCUCUCCCCGGUGUCAGUGCCAGCAUUAGGUCGGCCAGGGGAAAACUGCUGACACUUUGCAGUGUAAACACGAGGGCAGGCGAAGCAUGCAGGUUUCCAUUCCCACAGCCCUGCAAAGUGUCAGCACAUAGACAGAAUAGCUCUCCCUGCCCUCCUGCAGAGGGAAGCAACAAUGGAAAAAGACAGCUGGCCGCACUGCCCAGAGGAGCUGCUCUGUCACAGCCGUACCCACCACCGACUGCGACCUCCGUGCAGGGAUGUCAGGCAGUGGGCAGGGAACAAAGCUGGUGGGGAGCAAAGUUCUGGGUUUUUUUUUGGCCCUUUCUCCUGACACCACUGUCACUCGCCUACAGGUUUGUGCACAAAGCAAAACUAG